Messenger RNA from Pieris brassicae (large cabbage white), 1082 nucleotides. RefSeq names its product forkhead box protein F1-like. Lineage: Eukaryota; Metazoa; Arthropoda; Insecta; Lepidoptera; Pieridae. Bases 14 to 943 code for a protein of 309 amino acids. Gene Ontology annotation, cellular component: nucleus. The transcript is spliced from 3 exons. Gene Ontology annotation, biological process: animal organ morphogenesis; regulation of transcription by RNA polymerase II. Gene Ontology annotation, molecular function: DNA-binding transcription factor activity, RNA polymerase II-specific; RNA polymerase II cis-regulatory region sequence-specific DNA binding. The record is from RefSeq and is a predicted model, not a curated record.
UGUACGCGCACGUAUGAAGACCGAGGAGCAAACAACCGAGGACGCGGCCCGUCGGGCGCCUGCCACGCGUCGGCAGGAAAAGCCACCCUUCUCCUACAUAGCCCUCAUUGUGAUGGCUAUUCGCCACUCGCCAAACAAAAGGCUUACGCUCAGCGAAAUAUACGCUUUUCUUCAACAACAGUUUCCCUUCUUUCGUAGCUCUUAUCAGGGCUGGAAGAAUUCCGUACGGCACAAUCUAAGCUUGAAUGAGUGUUUUGUAAAAUUACCAAAAGGAUUGGGAAGGCCAGGAAAAGGCCAUUACUGGACGAUUGAUCCAUCGUCAGAAUUUAUGUUUGAGGAAGGAUCAUUUCGGCGACGACCGAGAGGCUUCCGCCGUAAAUGUCAAGCUUUGAAGCCACAAUUCGGUAGUGGCGGAUACUUAUGUGGAGGUGGUGUGCCCGCGUUGCCGCCGUCGCAGCCGUCUGGCUAUGAUCUCGGAAGCGGUAGUACGAGUUCAAACGGCACCACAGGGAUAGAUUAUGGGGCUUGUGCAUAUCCACAUGCCGGAACGAGCCAGCAGUUGGCUUAUGGUGGGGAGUAUUGUUCGUAUGGUGGAAUGGGGGAACGAGAGUGGCCCUUAGCAUACAGUUCGGUGGAACCGGGAUACCGACCCCAAGCGGCAUCUCCGCCGUCGCGUCAUGACCUCCCGGACCUGAUACCCAACUACCAGUACGCAGUUGCCAAUGAUCAUGGUAUGCGUGGGGUUCACAGCCAGAUGUUACCACCGAGUUCGCUAGGCAGCUCCACAAUAAGUAGCGUAAUGAGCUUCGGACAUCAUUUGCCUUCAUCGCUGUCCACCAUUGGUGACUGCAAGCCGCCGACACCGCUGCCAACACUGUCUUCCCCGACACCGUCCACAUCAGCGGCUCCUACCAUACACUCAUAUUACGAUCACAUUAUAUGAAGGAAUUAUCGGAUAAAAUUUCAGGACACGGAAGCAUUGAAGGGAUAAAAAAGACUACGUUUCAAGAGCAGAGUAAAACUUCAAUAUUUUUAAACGAUUCUGAUAGAUUAUAAAUUAAUUAAAAUAGUUAUCUUCCCCG